Molecule: messenger RNA, 2404 nt
Organism: Oncorhynchus mykiss (rainbow trout)
Lineage: Eukaryota; Metazoa; Chordata; Actinopteri; Salmoniformes; Salmonidae
Product: 60S ribosomal export protein NMD3
Biological process (GO): ribosomal large subunit export from nucleus
Cellular component (GO): cytoplasm; nucleus
Molecular function (GO): ribosomal large subunit binding
Source: RefSeq, a predicted model, not a curated record
AAAUGCUGCUUGACGUCUUGGAGAAUCCGUAGACACUUCGGGGUGAAGGAUUCUGCCUUGGCUUGUUCACUCUAGCAUAAAACCUCGUGAACCAGCGGUUGUCCCUUCUCCAUAUGAUGCGGUGACUCACACAACCGUGCAAGGAGGAGAAUGCAACUGCACUCAGGCAAAAGAGAGGAACGGACUGGGUCCUUUUGCCACCAGGAAGUACAAUGUCGUCAUCAUCCUGCUCAUCCUUUCCAGUUUGUGUUGGAGAAACGUGGAGGUUCGCAACGUGUAGAUGAACUAACAUUCUUUCUCACUGCUACAUCCAAGCCAUUUAUAAUGGAGUACAUGCAAGCUCCUGCUACGAGCAGUCAGGGGAACAUCCUGUGCUGUACCUGUGGCAUCCCCAUCCCUCCAAACCCAGCCAACAUGUGUGUGUCUUGCCUCAGGACCACAGUGGACAUCUCUGAGGGAAUCCCCAAGCAAGUCAACCUGCACUUCUGCAAGCAGUGUGAACGGUACUUGCAGCCUCCAGCCUCCUGGGUGCAGUGUGCUCUGGAGUCCAGGGAACUGCUCGCCCUCUGCCUUAAAAAACUGAAGGGCAACAUGACCAAAGUGCGUCUGAUCGAUGCUGGAUUCCUGUGGACGGAACCCCACUCCAAGCGGAUCAAGUUGAAGGUGACCAUACAGAAAGAGGUGAUGAACGGAGCCAUCCUGCAGCAGGUGUUUGUGGUGGAGUUUGUCAUCCAGGGCCAGAUGUGUGACGACUGCCACCGUGUCGAGGCCAAGGACUUCUGGAACUCUGUGGUGCAAGUCAGACAGAAGACUUCUCACAAGAAGACCUUCUACUACCUGGAGCAGCUGAUUCUCAAGCACAAACUCCAUCAGAACGCACUCAACAUCAAGGAGAUCCAUGAGGGUAUUGAUUUCUACUAUGCCACCAAGCAGCAUGCUCAGAAGAUGGUGGAUUUUCUCCAGUGCACAGUCCCCUGCAGGUCAAAGACUUCCCAGCGCCUCAUCUCCCAUGACAUCCACUCAAACACAUUCAACUACAAGAGCACCUACUCCAUUGAGAUUGUUCCUGUUUGCAAGGACAACGUGGUGUGUCUGUCGCCGCGUCUGGCUCAGAGCCUGGGGAACAUGGGCCAGGUGUGUGUAUGCGCCCGAGUCACCAGCACCAUCCACCUGAUCGAUCCAAACACCCUGCAGAUCGCUGAGGUGGAUGGGGGCACAUACUGGCGCAACCCCUUCAACAGCCUCGUUAGCCCACGGCAACUGGAGGAGUUCAUCGUCAUGGAUACUGACGUCAUCAGGAACCAGAAGCUGAGGGCGGGAGCAGGCAUAAGGUCCAAUAAGCACACUCUGGCUGAGGUGUGGGUGCAGAAGACCUCGGAGAUGGACACGGCUCAGCAGUACCACUGUCGCACCCAUCUGGGCCACCUGCUCAACAUAGGAGACCUGGUGCAGGGCUUUGACUUUGCCAAUUCCAACGUUAAUGACGAGUUUCUGAACAAGAUGAACCCUAGUCAUAUUCCUGACGUGGUGCUGAUUAAGAAGAGCUACAACCGCAGCAAGAGGGUGAAGCGCAGGAACUGGAAGCUGAAGGAGAUGGACAAAGACCGAGAGGGCAUGGCGCCUGAAGACGAGAGACAAUACCAGGACUUCCUAGAGGACCUGGAGGAAGACGAAGCCCUGAGAAAGAACGUCAACAUCUUCAGAGAUGCGUCUAAGAUCCCAGUGGAGAGUGACACGGAUGACGAGGGUGCUCCUCGGAUCUCUCUGAUGGAGAUGCUGGAGGACCUCAGCCUAGCAGACGCCACCGGGGGAGAGGGAGCCGACAUGCUGACCGAAUAGACCAAUCACCGGCCUGCUUACAGCCACAUAAUGGCUGUUCAGACCAAUCAGGUUUUUACAAACAUCAACAUGAUGAUUGACUAGACAAAUGGGAAUCCUACUAGUAACAUGAGGGAUUCAAUAAGUUGGCAAUGCCACCUGUUGUCAGUUACCAUUGCUUACAGUCUCCACCCAACAGCAGCCACUCAGAGUCCUGCAGACUGGUCACUUCUAAGGUUGCUGAGGUAUUGAUGGUAACCUGCCCUUCUCUUUUCUUUACCCUGUCUCCAUGUUAGAGGCAGUGGGUUGUGGUGAUGUACUCGAAAAACCACUUCAUUUCCAAAUCAAAUAAAGUCUAAUCUGGUUACAAUAUGACUUUGUCAUUCUGAGACACUGCAUCCAAUAGAAAGACGUGGAGAUGUGGGGAAGAACCAUGAGCAUGGAUCUCAGUAUAGUACCAAUGACUUAAAAGGAGGGACAGGCCACAUAGUGAACGUGGCAGAAUGCACCAGUUGAGAAUCAAAGGUUGAGAAUCACUGCCAAAGGUGAUUCAACAAAGUACUUAAUAAAAGGCCUGAAUACUUAA